Molecule: messenger RNA, 1076 nt
Organism: Durio zibethinus
Lineage: Eukaryota; Viridiplantae; Streptophyta; Magnoliopsida; Malvales; Malvaceae
Product: protein phosphatase inhibitor 2-like
Biological process (GO): regulation of signal transduction
Molecular function (GO): protein phosphatase inhibitor activity
Source: RefSeq, a predicted model, not a curated record
UUUUUGACGUGUAAUUUAAAUUCGUUCGGUGGAAAGAGAAAGAAAUGGAUAUCUUUUUUGGAUUGUUGAUGAUUGUUGGAGUUAAUUUGACCGUUUUCUUGUAUUUAUUCCUGCAUUUUCUCAUCAACCAAACUGAGUUAUAUAGGCUUAUCCUUGGAUUGAAUUAAUGGUUUGGAUUUAGUUAUUUCUAUAUGGUUCAUUCAAUGGAUUAUUGCUUCCUUUUUAUCCUGGGGUUUCGCCCUUCGCUUCACUGCCCUUCUGAUUCUAGUGGAUCAGGUUUAUUUGAAGCUUGCUGUUGGCACUCAGGAGUUUUCCAGAUGAAUAGGCGUGUAAGAUGGGAUGAGGAAAAUCUUGGGGAAAUUGAAGCAAAUAAACCUGUAAGGCAGAAAAUAACUGAACCCAAGACGCCGUACCACCCCAUGAUUGAUGAUGAUGGGUCUUUGUCUCCAGCAAGACGUAGUUUCAACGAUUAUAUUGGUGAUGCCAUGGAUGCAGAAGAAUUACGUUGUGCUUUGAAGGAUGUCUCUUCCUCUAGUAGAAAAACAACUGGGCGCUCUGGUGGCUGGGCAUCUUCUGAGGAUGAGGCUGAACCUAUGGAUCACAAAGAAGAAGAUUCUGAAACAGAUCGGAAUGGUAUGAGUUUUAAGGAGCAACGAAAAGCACACUAUGAUGAGUUUUUGAAGGUAAAGGAACUGCGACGAAAGGGUUCUUUCCUUGAGGAGGAAGAUGAAGAUUUGGAGGGUGAUUCAUCUUCAUCGUUAAGCUCUGGUGUCAAAGAAAUAGGCAUAGAGGAAGGUACUGCCCCUUUGCCUCGAAGUCCAGCUAAUGGAUUGUAGAAGUCACCCGACCAGUCUGAGACCUGAAGCUGACUCUUUUGACAUCCUUCUGUGGUAGUUUGGUGUAAAAAAAAAAAAAAACCACUUUGGGUUCUGUAUUUUUCCAUAUUUGAUUUCACUUGUACAUAAUUUUCCAUAAUUUGGCAUGUUUAUGUGAAGUCUUGCGCACCCUAACUUUUGCUCCUUGCAAAUGAGCAAAAUGGCAAGGUUUGGAUAUAUAUUCCGCUUUCCUCCCAGUAA